Molecule: messenger RNA, 945 nt
Organism: Mesorhabditis belari
Lineage: Eukaryota; Metazoa; Nematoda; Chromadorea; Rhabditida; Rhabditidae
Source: the annotation of a GenBank genome assembly
AUGACUGAAAAAGUUGAGCUCUUUGAUCUGCAAAUUAUCAAGACAAUUGGUAUGGGCACUUUCAAUCGAGUUCAAUUGGUUAAACAUCAGAGAACUCAAAAAUAUUAUGCGCUUAAAGUGAUCAAUAUGCAAAAGGUGAUUACCGCUCAGCAAGUUGAACACGUUCAUCGUGAGAAGAGUCUUCUUUCGAUUUCCCGUCAUCCUUUCAUUCUUCAUCUCGUAUCCACAGCAAAGACCGAUCGCAAUCUGUACAUAAUCACCGAGUUUUUGAGUGGCGGAGAGCUGUACACUCAACUUUACACGAAACAACGCUUUCCGGCGAGUACGGCGUGCUUUUAUGCAGCUGAAAUCGCGUGCGCACUUCAAUUCCUUCAUGGAUUAGCGAUCGUUUAUAGAGAUUUGAAGCCAGAAAAUCUUGUGUUUUCUUCAAAAGGUCACGUGAAACUCACUGAUUUCGGCUUCUCGAAAAGAUUGCAGGGAAAAACAUUCACUUUAUGUGGAACGGCCGAAUAUCUAGCGCCUGAGGUGGUGAGUCGAAGUGGACACGAGUUUCCCGUUGAUUGGUGGGCAUUAGGAAUUCUCACAUUUGAAAUGCUCACCGGACAACCACCAUUCCAGGGUGAGUCCCAACAAGCAACGUAUGAUUUGAUCACGAAAGCUCAACCCCAAAUACCCGAUGAGAUUGAGCCAACAAGCAGGGCUUUUAUUGCCGAGUUACUGGAAAAGGAUCCAACGAGGAGACUUGGCUGUGUUGAUUCUCAAGUCUUACAACAUCCCUUCUUCUCCAAAAUCGAUCUCAAAGCUGUUGAAGCAGAGAAAAUUCAACCACCCUUUGUGCCAGAGUUGGAAAAUGAAGGAGAUACAUUUUAUUUCCCACCAUUCGAUGAGGCCAGCAUUGAGGAACUUCCCGUAAACCAGAAAGAGCGGGAUCUCUUUUCGGAAUGG